This is a messenger RNA of Cladophialophora immunda, 1401 nucleotides long. Its product is annotated as calcium/proton exchanger. Gene Ontology annotation, cellular component: fungal-type vacuole membrane. Gene Ontology annotation, molecular function: calcium:proton antiporter activity. The record is from RefSeq and is a predicted model, not a curated record. The transcript has 2 exons. Gene Ontology annotation, biological process: calcium ion transmembrane transport; intracellular calcium ion homeostasis. Lineage: Eukaryota; Fungi; Ascomycota; Eurotiomycetes; Chaetothyriales; Herpotrichiellaceae. Bases 1 to 1401 code for a protein of 466 amino acids.
AUGGCCCCCGUCAGGCGUCCCAAUGACGAUAUCGAAACUAGUUCGCCUCUAAAGACUGCCCUUACAGAUGAUCCAAAUGACUACAGACUCUCAAUUCUUGUUGUCGGAAGAGAGAGAUCCCAGCGGCGGCAUAUCAAAGCAGAAGCCGAUGUUACAUACCUAACAAGACCAUACCCUCCUGGUGAUGAUGACAUUGGGUUUCCUAGUGCUCAAAGCCCUGACAACGAAUUGAAAGAUACCAAGAAGGAGGGCAGCCCCGAACAGACUGGCACAAGCUCCGAUACCUACAUCGACGAAAAUACCAGGCAGUCCGAAGGCCACCCUGUGUGGAAUCGCACGGCAAUCACCAAGGAAGAGAGGCAUGGUUUGAAGAAAACCCAUGCAAUUCUCAAUUCGUGGAUCAACGUCCUCCUAAUCUGCUCGCCGGUGGGGAUCGCUGUCUCCUACGCACACGUCAAUCCAGUCGCAGUCUUCGUCAUCAAUUUCAUCGCGAUCAUUCCUUUGGCAGCGGUACUGAGUUACGUCACUGAAGAAAUUGCGCUUCGUGUUGGCGAAGUAUUUAGUGGCUUGCUCAAUGCAUCUUUCGGUAAUGCCGUUGAGUUGGUUGUAUCGAUCAUUGCUCUGGCUAAGGACCAGGUCUUGAUAGUCCAAACUUCUCUCAUUGGCAGUAUGCUUUCCAACCUGCUUUUGGUUAUGGGAAUGUGUUUCUUCUUUGGUGACUUCAACCGUAUCGAACAGGCAUUCAACUUGACGGUCGCGCAGACUGCGUCCAGCCUGUUAUUCCUAGCCGUGAGCAGCCUAAUCAUCCCCACAGCCUUUGAAAAAUGGGCGAGAACAUCGAACGGCACUACAGGAAAACAAAUGGCAACCACGGAAAAUCUCAAACCCUGCGUGGCAGCCGUUAGCAGAGGCACUGUUGUUCUCUUGCUCAUUGUGUACGCUUGCUACCUCUUUUGCCAGCUAAAGAGUCACGCCGAAAUAUACAAUACGCCGGGUGAAAAGAACAAGAAACGAGCUGUGGGUGCCAAAUUCAAGAACGCCGUCCUUCCUGAGAGAAUGCGACGCAGAUCACCUGAAGAAAGAGAGCGGGUGGUCGCAGAAGCAGAAGGCGAGGAGCGUGAAGAGCCACAACUAUCAGUUUUAGUGGCUGCUUUGACAUUGGUCAUCUCCACUGUCUUAAUUGCCUUGAACGCUGAAUAUCUAGUCAACUCGAUUAACGCCAUCAUAUGCGGCGGUGCAAUCUUUAAGAACUUUAUUGGUCUUAUUCUAAUGCCCAUCGUGGGUAAUGCUGCUGAACACGCUACCGUGGUCACUGUGACAGUCAAAGACAAGAUGGACUUAGCUAUUGCUGUUGCGGUCGGCCGUCACAUGCAUGGUCUUCGUUCGAUCUUGCAUCAGUAA